AUGUUUACCGCUCUGACAUUCAUCCUUCUUCUCUUGGGCCUUCUUAGUUCUAUCCAACAAGUCUCCUCCUUCGCCCUUUUCAACGUGAGCUGCGAACUCUACCCCGGACCAUGCAACAACAACUGCUACGCCAUCUUCGUCGCCAACAAGCGCAGCAACUUGAACUGGGACAAGCCCACCAGCCAGACCAAAUCUAAGAGACGAAGGGACGCCGGGUGCGAUCCCAACCCUUGCAAGAACGGGAAGAUGGACAAGCCUUCCAGCGAUGAGGACAGCUGUGACGAGUAUCCCUAUGCAUCCACCGUCGAGGGUGGUACGGGGGCCAUCAUCAGAUGCACUGACGAAAACGAAAACCUGAACGAAGGAAGCGCUUUGGGGGCCUUUCUCACGUCCAACGACGGACCAUAUUGCUUGGACGAGGGAGGAGCCAACGACGGCUACGAGUACAGAAAGUCGAGCGGGAACUACAUCCAAGCCAAACGAGACGCCGAUGGCAACAUGUACCACGAACGCCACGUGCCUGAUCCAGCCGACUACUUCCCCCUAGAGAACCGCCGCGAGUUCCUCUUGGACAACGGCGAGACCGGGCUUCUCAUGUCCCGAGACUUGGAGACUUCUUACGAGGGCGUCAAAGUUGUCACUGGGCACGUCAAUGGUACUGCAUCUACUGCGAGGGUCAUACGUGAGCUUCACGGUAUUGACAAGAGCCCUGCCCUUCGACCUCGCCAUUUGAAGUCGAGGGUCGCUGGGGCUCAGUGA
Molecule: messenger RNA, 759 nt
Organism: Zasmidium cellare ATCC 36951
Lineage: Eukaryota; Fungi; Ascomycota; Dothideomycetes; Mycosphaerellales; Mycosphaerellaceae
Exons: 3
Coding region: 1-759 (252 amino acids)
Source: RefSeq, a predicted model, not a curated record